Molecule: messenger RNA, 1737 nt
Organism: Seriola dumerili (greater amberjack)
Lineage: Eukaryota; Metazoa; Chordata; Actinopteri; Carangiformes; Carangidae
Product: tumor necrosis factor receptor superfamily member 9-like
Exons: 9
Coding region: 131-1162 (343 amino acids)
Source: RefSeq, a predicted model, not a curated record
AGGACUGAUCCCACUGCCAGUGAACUUUGCCUACGUCCUCUGCAAAAACGAAGGCGACUCGGCCACUUGUCAGGGAUGAGAUGCUGUAAACGGACACUGUCUGGUGGUCGUACUCGAUAAUAUCUGGAGGAUGGAGUGUCGGGGACUUCUUCCUGCGAUAGCCGCCGCUUGUUUAAUAGGCCUGGUGGUGAGCCAGACCACACUUACUCCUGCUGUGAUUAACACCACUCUUAUUGAGAACGUGACCAGUCUGACUCCAACUCCCGUGAUUCUCAGCAGCACGACCCCAGGCUGCUCUGCAUUCAACACUUCAACUUGUGAGCCUUGUGCACCGGGAUCGCAAUACGACAACAACACCCUGCUGUGUGUGUGCUGCUCUGACCCCGGGCUGUGUCUAUUUUCUGGAGCCUGUCUGCCGUGCACCAGAGGUUUCUAUCAGCCACUUGCUGGACAGCAGCAGUGUCUGCCCUGCAACCAGGGCUUCUACACAAAUUUCACUGGAAGUCCAUUAUGUCACCCCUGUCCUCGUGGAUCCUUCAACAAUAAUACUGGUGGUGACAGUUGCACAAGUUGUUCACCAGGUUUCUUUUCGUCACAGCUGAGUUCCACCUCAUGCACGCCAUGUGCGCUAGGAAGUUUUUGCAACUCCUCUGGUUGUACAGAGUGCCAGAUGUGUCCAGGAGGAACUGAGGCUCUACAGGCCUCUGCUAAAGACUGCACGCUGUGUCGACCAGGUAUGCACAAAGCUCCCCAUCAGACCAUGUGUCAAAUCUGCGGCAGUGGCUUCUUCCAGAUCCGCUGGGGCCAGGAAAGCUGUGAUGUCUGCCCAGAGAAUCACUACUGCCCUAGUCCAGAUGUGAACCCCAUUCUGUGUCCAAGUGAUGCCUUUUGUCCAGAGGGCAGCUUGGCUCCAGGCUACUGCAUGGAGACCUUCUUCCGCAAAGCAGGGGACACUUGUGAAUUGGCUCCUGUCACUAUUGCUCUAUUAGUUAUUGGAGGUGGAGUGGCUUUACUCUUUAUCAUUUUAAUGGUUCUGCGUCGACGGAGAGACACUGAUGGAGAACUGACUCUAGCCCGAGCUCCAUUAUUACGCAAAGAGCGACCUCAAGGUCGAUACUAUGGGAUCCCCUGUGAUGCAGAACCUGUAUAUGCUGGCUGGUGAACCAAAGGACCUCAGUUUAGCUUUCCUACAGUGAGUGGUUGGUCAGACAAAACCAGCUGAAGUCUUUUCUCUGUAUGGGUCUCCACUAAAGACAAAAGGACUGAUAGAAGAAGACUGAUGGUAAAAUCCUGGGUUGGUGCCACAAUAGUACUUUGACAAUCCACCAGCUUUUUUAUGUGGUACAUUUGAAUAUAUUAUUGAGAAACACAAGUUCAUUCUUCUGUGAAUUCUUGUAGUUUGACACUGUAACAGUUGUUCCACUCAGAGAUAAACACUCUCCUUUUGCAAACUAGGUCAUUGGAUUAUGAGAGGUAUGCUGGAACGGUGAAUAUGAGAUGCGUGCCUCCACUUGGUGGGAACCUCUCUUAUAAAAAGCACUUUUUUUUACCAAGGUAAUUGAUUUACUUUGCACUCAUGUUGGUCAAUUUGUUGCCUCCAUUAACUUGUGUAGUUCCUCAGUGACAGAGAGGUGUAAACUGUUGUUGGUGCCUUGUGUUUUUUAAUGCAUUUGAUUACAUUAUGUCUGUGUUGUCUGUAGUUUCAUUGAUUCCUUGGCUUACUAUUUUUCACCUGUU